Molecule: messenger RNA, 21019 nt
Organism: Porites evermanni
Lineage: Eukaryota; Metazoa; Cnidaria; Anthozoa; Scleractinia; Poritidae
Source: the annotation of a GenBank genome assembly
AUGAAAACACGGAGGGAACUGUUGUUUUGUUCUCUCUUUUAUAUGUCCAUUUCUCCACUGUUAGCUCGUGAUUUGAAAGGGCAUUUAGAGCCAUUGUUCUCUCAUGGUAAGAGAUUAGAAGUUGAAGUGUACGAGGGAUUUCCAACACCCGAGGAAUUCUACAAGAAGUUCGUCAUCAUGCCGAAGCCCGUUCUCUUUCGUGGCGGGGCUAUGUUGUCUCCUGCCUACAGACUAUGGAAUGAGGAGUAUUUUCUUUCUUUCCCUGAAAGUGAGGAGCAUUUAGUGGUAGUUGAGGCAGAAAAAAAGGAAAAUCGCACAACCCCAGGAGAAGAGGUUUUUUUUGCAAAGUUUGUUCGAGAUUUGCAUUCUUCUGGACAGUACAUGGUCAGUUCAGUACCACAGUUUCUCAGGUAGGACUUUACUUCCGGUUUAAGCUAAUAUACUUUGUUUUCAUCGUUAAAUGAGUGGUAGCUGCAGAAGAACAUCAGUUGUAAAAAUUACUUGAAACCUCUCUUUCUUUCCUGGAUAAAUAUGUACAAUCUGAGAUAUGUCAUUACACUAUAGCUAUUCAAUUUUGGUACCUAAUUUCGCGGGUACUUAAUUUAACUUAAUGCCUGGGGUGGAGGGGGGGGGGCGGGUACUUCCCUACAAGAGAGGGUAAUAGGGAUGUGCCGCUGGAUGAGGUCGCAUUUUCACGACUGGAUUGACUAUAAUGGGGUUGCAUUUUCAAUAGAGUUACUAUAGUGGGGUCGCACAUUUUCGGAUUAUUUACGGUUAGCAAACGUACCAUGAUGUUUGUGCUGUAGGUGAAAAGUUAAGUGUUCUUCAUUCAAUUUAAGACUGAAUGUGUCAUUUCCUUUUAGGAUGACCUAUUUAAAGGAUUGAUAAGGUAGAUACAUAAACAGAAAGUGACUUAACUUGGGAUCGCAAAAGUUACAUUUUCCCAAAAGUGACUUAAAGAUGGGGUCUAUAAUUGGCCACAGAAUAGACUUUAAUGGGGUAGGGGUUCUGAGAGGCCAGCGGCACAUAUUCGGCAAAAAUUAACCCAAAUACUUCCCCCAGGCCAUGUGUGACAUCUUUGCAAAUUACCAUUUAUUUCACAUAAUAAGGUACAAAAUGGAGCUUACCAAUAAAGCCAGUAAGCAAUUUGUGUAUUUGUCCACACACAUCCUGUAUUUGUUAUUGCUAUUACAUGUUCAUUGCAAUUUGAAUUUCAAGAUGGGUAUUAAAUUUUGCCAGGAUUAAUUUCGCGAGCCUUCAAUUUCACUAUUUUUUUUGCAAUCGCAAAAAACGUAGCCUGCCAUCACAGCCAUUUCUCCUCACUCCUCGUUUGGGACAUUUUGCCAGGAGAGACCCCUGCUCCUCAUCGACAGGAAUUCCAUACUGAUGACGUAAAAUCUGUCCAGAUUCUGGUCAGGAUCUCUGAUUGGUUGACACAGUAGUUACAUUGUUUUAGCCUUGCUUAUGAAUGACAGACAAAAGACAAAAGGCCACAAAGGUCAGAUGUAAACAGGAUAAAUCUAUGACAAAAAACAGUCAAUGUUCAUGGAAUAUACUCUUCUAUAAAAGAAGCAUUUGAGUUUUGCUGAAGCCUAUUCGCAGAUAAACACAAACGUUUACCACAAUUGACCAGGAGAAACAUAAAAUCGAGCAAAUUUGAAUUUGGAACCCCAUGACUACCAAUUUACAUCAUCAGUAUGGAAUUUCUGUUGCUGAGUAUACGAAAAACACAAAAUUAAGUACCAAUGAGGUAUUUGGUUUUGAUUACGAUCUUUUUUAGACAAGAUGUCUAUCUUCCAGUUCCAAUUUCUUGCCCAAAUAUAAUUCAAGGAAACCUUGUACAAGAUGUAAGUAUGAUUAAAAAGCUAGUCUAACUAGAACUCCUAAACCUAGACUGGUGGGGAUAGGAACUGGAUGCAUGACCAUCCCUCCAGGGAGAUGACCUGCAGUUUUCUAAUACAACUGGUAUUCUGCAACAAAACAAACUAUAUGGUUUAUUGGUGUUGAAGUAGACGACUGCACCCUUUCCUAAUAAAAAUCCUGGAUCCGCCCCUUGUAAGGGACUUUACUCUAUGAGGGUGACACGUAACAGUAACUGAACAUUACUGAUCAACUUGUGGCCCUCUCAAAAUAUAAAAAUACAAUUUAUAAAAACUACAUUAGCAAUAAAUUAUUAUUUCCAAUAAAAAUAUUUCUAUUUUUAUUUUUAUUGAAUUAUUGGUAAAAAUUAAAAAUAAAAAACUCUUAAAAACGAAGAGCAUCCAAUAUCCAUCUAUUGUCAUUAAUAAUUUAUAUCAAACAAUCCCUUUGACUUCUGCGAAUUUAAAACUAUUUUCCAUAAUUCAGCCUUAAAGGAUUUCAAAGACAGUUUGUCUUUAGUGAUCGGGGUAGAUUGUUCCAGUCCUUUACAGUUGUUACAGCAAAGGUGUGUCCUCCCUCCGAGAUGUUCCUGUGAAGAGGGCACAAUAUACAACUUCACACUACGAUUUCUCGUGUUUCUUGAGUUUCUCAGGGAAUACCCAUUGCCCCACCAACCUUAUCCCAGGUUUUCCAUCUUGCUACACGCGAGGAGGGGUUAGAUGAAAGACAAAACUGUUGCAGUGAGAUAAAAGACCACUUUGCGACUCUAGCUUCUUGAGUGCUUAGCAAACCUCCCAAGUGCAUCCAUAACUCGAUGGUUGCAUGCUGCACAUUUGCCAUUUCUUAAAUAUACCUGAACGCUUCUAAGUUAUAUAACACGUUUCCCACAUUGGGAAUACCCAUUGCUUCACCAACCUUAUCCCAGGUUUUCCAUCUUCCUACCCACAAGGGAGGGGUUAGAUUAAAGACAGAACUGUUGCAGUGAGAUAAAAGACCACUUUGGGGUAGGGGCAAGGAUGGUUCCUGACUCUUGUUGACUUCCUUUCCCACCUUCUUGGAGGGUUCCUCCCCUCUAGAUUGUCCCAUAUGCCCAUUGCAUGCAGGGUUUCAGCUGGAGUGAUUAUGAGUCCCUAUAAUGGCCAAUACAGGGAGGCUCUGCACUAAAGGGGUACCUUUUCCAACAUGCCUCUGGUGUAUUUAAGCAACAGAACACACUUUCUAUGGGUUUAAGCUUGUAAAUCAUGAGCCUCAGGGAGACUCCUGCACUGUGAAGGAGUGAUGUACAAGCUUUUAGGGUGUUCUCCCAACAUCCCAAGUGGGUUAUCACGCCAGUAAACCCACAGAAAGUGUGCUGUAUUUUUUUUAUAAAAUAACUUCAAGUUUUCUAUGAGUUUACCGGCACAAUAAACAAUAGGUUUUAAUCAAUCAGAAUGCAUGUACUAUCUUAGUUAUUUUACAAAAAAGGGUGGGGAAAUCUGCCAUUUCCAUCUUUAAAAGGACCUAAAAUGGCUAAUGGUUGUAAAAAAGUCAAGAAAAUUUCCUGGUUGUGUGAUUUUUUUUUUCCAUAUUUUUAAAGAGAGUAAAUUUACAGCACUUAAAAGGGAUGCAGCUUCUAAACUAGGUAUGUGAAAGUAGUACCAUUUAUCAAUGGAAGGUACACGAAAGGUUCACCCAUUCUGUCAGAAAUGGUAUAUAUUAGGGUAAAGGGCUGGACCUCAGGCGGAGCCUCCCCGUAUAAAACUUUGUUGAGUACGGUAUAUCAGGCAGGAUUAAAGUGUUUGUUACAGACUGUACUCCCCUUCCCAGGUUAUGAGGCCUUAUGGCUGUACUUGAUCUCUUUUAGAUGAUGUGGCUUAGCAGUGGUGGAACCAAGUCUGUCCUUCACAAUGAUCAUGCAGAAAACAUUAUGUGUGUUUUCAAAGGAACCAAGGAGUUUUUCUUGAUAGACGAAAAAUACCAGGAUUUGGUAAAAAGUAGUUCUUUAUUACUUUAAUAGUGUAGUUGUAUAACUCAUAUGGUUUGAAGUAGGUGAAAUGUGAUAGUUCAGGUUAAUGUUGCAUAAUGAGCCUUGUGCUCUUAGCAACCAAAAAAACCCUUGGUAUCCAGCUGAGCUGAUCAGGGACUUUUAGACUUCAAUCUCUGCUGGAUACCCAGUAGCUUGCAAAAUUCAUACAGUUUUCCAUUAUUGAACAACUACCUUUAUUUUGACGGGCUCAAAAUGCAAAACGUGUUAUAUAUCAUCACCAGAAAGAAUAUACAGGGGCACCCAACGUCAAUUUUCGGAAAAUAUCUGUUCGGAAGACGAUUUGAGAUCUAGAAUUUUCGGAACAUUUUUUGUAAAAUAUCUUGCUUGCCUACCUCUCCUAGGAUUUUCGAACAUCUAAAAAUUUGUGUAAUUGCCAAUUUUUAACGGAUUUUUACCCUAAAAAGCUCACCUAGAAUUUUCGGAGCCUUUUUACUGGCUGAAAUUUUCGAAAAGAUAAGUUUUGAUCCCUAUGAUUUUCGGAUCUCGAGACUUUCAGCUAGGAAAUCCAACCAGAUGAAAAAUUUUUAGGGGAUAAAAAUAUGCCUAUAUCUACCGUUUAAAUACUAAAAUACGUUUGACAAUGCUAUGUUUAAGUGGUUUUGAACUAUAUUCUCGUUGGGUGCCCCUGAAUAUAGAACAACUGCUAUAUUGUUAUUUUUUGUGGGCACGAAAUGAUAAAUGUGUAUCCUGGAAGCGUUCAGGCAAAAUAAUGUGAAAGGGCUUACUAUUCUGCGUGGAUUAACCAGAAAGGAUAUAGAACAACUGUCUAAAGGUUUGUUUUAUGGGUCAAAAUGCUAAACGUGUUAUAACCUAGAAACAUUCAGGCAUAUUUAAGGUGGCCCGAACCUAUUUAUUUGCGCGUUGGUUAUGUUUUUAAAUCGGUUUUUCGGUAGAAAUGAUUUAACCGAUUUCUAUGAUUUUUGGCGUCCUUAAUAAAGAAUGGUCGAACUUUAAGAAAAUUUUAUUUAUUUUCUUAUAGGUAUAAAAACGUUUGAGAUAUCGGCAUAUGUUUAAAACCGGAUUUUUACAAAAAAUGGCAAUAAUUUCGAAACCCUAAGACAGAUUUUUCUCUAACUACAGCAAAUAAGCCUCAGCUAGGCUCGAUUUCCGCCGUCUCCCAGGUCCGGUCUUUGAUAGUGCGGGCUCAUUUUCCCGAACAGCGGCUGGUAAUCGAGCCUAAGCCUCAGCGCUCUCUAGUUUUAUAUCUGCAACAGGAGGGAGUCAUAAACUUAGGCCUGGGCACUAGAGCAGAUAUUGGCGAAUGAAAAUCCGAUGUGUCUGGCCAUCGUGACGUCACGUUCAAGCCGGCCGGAAAAGGUUUGAAAGACGGUAAACAAAGUGAUUGUCGAGAAAAGUUCACGGUCCAAUUUCUCAGUAACAGUAGAGCAAAUCAUUUAAACAACUAAAGCGAAGCUGUAGAUGUUAUCAUAUAAAGUAUCAAUAACGCAAUUCUAACCUGAAAACAAAAAACAGACUGGCGACAAGACUCAAAAGUGUUGACAAACGCUCCUACAGAUCGAUAAAAAUCAUCACCAAGAUCAUCUUUAAUGGCCUGUAACUCUGAAACCCCACAACACUGCGUUUGGAGACAAAAACAUAACUUACAUAGGUCAAAACUCUUUCUCAUUUUUGAAAAAUUAAAUCUCAUAACAAUUUCAUAAAAAUGAUCAGUGACUUUAAACACUACUUUCCGCAGGUACCUUGCGAGUCAGCCGCGAAGUAAAACCAGUUAAUCCAACAAUAAAGCUCUCGAAUUGAAACAAGUAAUACGAUUAAUUCGAGAGUAUCUUUUUAUGUCAAUGUUUGAACUUGAGAAGUGCUUGAAUACAGUUCAAGUGUACAAAAUUGCCUAGGAAAUAUGGUUACACCCAUACUCCGUUUAUAGCCAGUUGGGCUGACGCAAGAUUCUACAGGAGCCUUCCACUGAAAACAAUACCUUCAAGAAAAAGUCAGAAUCAAAACAAUGGCUUUUAUAAACAGGUGGUAAAUAUCUCAGAAUUGGGAACGGAACGCUUAGGCUAGUGACUCGGCGAUUUAAACAUUUUUACUUCGAACCUGGACAGCGACAUUGAAGCUUAUCUGAUAACGGCUUACGACUUGAAGAGAGAGUUCCUGAAGGUACCAAAUCGCUUUUUAAUGAGAAGACAAAUAUUCUGUCAAGGUUCAGCUAUACCGUUCAAUCUUCCCCCAAAAAAGUGGUAACCAGGACGCCUUUUAAAUUGGUCAAUAAACGCUCGAAAAUUCUGGAGUAACUGUUUCCAUGGGGGUCCGCAUAUUCCAACCAGCAGUGCAGAUUCAAGCAUUUCACCCACCUAAACUACACUGUACAUGCUUCGAUUGCCGAAGCUAUUCGGGUGUAAGUUUUUUGUGGGUAAAUAAUAGUUGCUCCAUUUGCUCCUCAGAGGUAAGUAUAAGGAAACUAUUUCCCAAGUCUGUUGUUCUGUGGGAGUAUAUCUACCACACUUGAAAUUAUGCUUCUAGAGCUGAUACCCAAGUAUCUCAGCAACAAAAUACUUAUAGUGUAAAUCUUUUAUUGACACUUUUUUUUACUUUCCAUGGAAGUAUGCAAGAUAAUCUUACUAAAUAAAAGAAAAAGUCAGGAAAAGUGUCUAGACAGAUCAUAUUACUGAAGACAGUACAUGAAGCACUGGGCAAAGAGAAAAAUAAUCAAACUAACCAAAACAUUUUGGGUUGUAGUUUCACAUCACUAAAAAAUACAACUGGAAAUCUGUCUGUAUUCUCAGGCUAAAGCUUCCAGUAAUGAAUUGAUUCAAAGGCUAUGCCUGUUAAAACACAUUCUUCAUUAUUUUUCUUCUAAAAUCCUGUCUGUGAGCAGUUACACGAAAAUAAUUUCUUGGUAUAAAUCCUCACAUUGUCAAUAACCAAAAAAAAGAACAAGUAGAUGAUCAGUAAUGUUAUGUUCUGGAGUGACCAUAGAUGUUUUGAUCAAACGGUGAUGUAGAGGCCAAGAGAAUCAGUAAUAAUGAGAGGCCUGCCAGUCUACUCUCUAAUUCAGUUUACAUGUGAGCCAUGUAAGCCUGGAAACGUCUUGGUCUAAGUAGUGUUAAUCCUGUAGGAAAAAACAGAAAAUGAUUAGCAUUACCAUAUUAUUUACACCACCAUAGUUAGUAGACACUAUGAUACUACUGAAAACCUGUUUAAGAUUUGUAUACUGUUUUAUAUAGUUAGAUAGACUGAUUAGUUACUCUUGGUGACACAAAGUAAGCGAGUAAAGGGUGCAGUGUCUACAUGCAUCAGUCAAUUGAAACCCUUCUCCUCCCCCCCUCUAAACCUCUGGGGCAUAGCGGGGAUUUAAUGCAGCCAAUGCCAAGCUAAUUCCAGGGUGUAACACAUAUUUAACAACAUGCUGGCCCUGGGUGCAGUGGAAUUAACAAAAUUCCUGCUUGACCCAGCUCAUGAGCAGGGAUUUAACAGCACAUAGUUUAUACAUUUUUGGAAACGGGAACAGAAGGAGGGAUUUAACAUGAGUGACUUAGGAGAAGCCCCUGUUUCCUCUAGGGGGGGGGGAGGGUUAUGCCGUAGGUAUGUUCCAACUGAACGGCAUGGUUUUCAAGCAGUUUGCUCUGGGAUAGGGUAUAAAGAGAGUUUGGGUUCCAGGACACUGAUUGGUUGAAGAUUUUAGUCUAGACUAAGCAAACUGGGAAUUGUCCCUCAAAAUUAGAAUCAAAAGCAAGGAGUUGCCGUUACUCAACAAAGGAAAACCGAGAAUGAAGUUGUUCGUCAGGGCUAGACAAUUAGCAAAGAAACCAAGUCCCCACUCCUAAAAUGUAAAAGCACACUGCAAAACAAAAGUAAACCUUGGAACAGGUGGAAGCACUGUUAAAAAUAAUUUAUUGUUAACAAGGUUCAGCCAGGGGAUGACAUUUUUCAUGAACUUGAUGCAACGCAGUUGAGAGUUUCUAUCAACAGGUCUAUUGGUUUGAAAAUAAAAUAAAUAGAUACAGAGUACCAGACAGAAGAGAUCGGUUUAAAUCAAGCCAAGAACUACAACUACUAAUUCCCUGCCAUAAGGUGCUUUUAACAAACUACUUGGCCCAGGAAGUGGAAAAAUUGGUGGUGUUUUAACACCAGGCUAUUGUUAAAUUCCCAGGGAUCAGGGGGCCGGGGUUUCAAUUGACUGAUGUAUUAUUCUACCAGAUGUUGAGAGGGUAUUGAAAGUAAACUACAGUGUACAUACAUGUACACUUGCAGGCUUGAUAGUGCAGUCUAAAAUUAUCCUUCAAGGGUGUUACCCCCCUCCCCCACCCCCGGGACUUUCCUAACAUCAGAAGGUGUCCAAAAAAUUUACGAAGGCUGAACAAAUAUUUAGAUUACAUGUUGUAGUGCCUCAAAAAGAGUGAACUUCUCCACGAUCGGGCUUUUACGAGAUUUUAAGAGGUCAUAGUAAUCUUAACAACUCUCAGUAUACUUAUAUACGUCUUACUGAAGAACCGAAAUAACGACAAAACAGCUCAUUUAUAACAAAUUUUCGUAACCAACCUCACUUCAACAAGAUUGCAAAAUUAUAACGGAGGAAAUUGAUUCGAAUAACUACACUGAUCAUUUUUGUGGCUUAUUCCCUGACAUUUAUCAUAUGCUAUAUGGAUUCUGUGAGAUAUAAACUACUUUGGAGCGAAGCUACAAGUCUUCUCAUGCUUUUUAUCCAGAGAAAAACGAGUUUUUGUCGAGCGAAAUUCCUCACCGCACUCACAUAAUUUUCCUAACUUGGAGACUCACCAAAACGCUUCAGCAACCUUUUUUGCCGAAUUUUCACGUAGCAAUCAAAAUACACUUACCUUUUCCGUUGGAAUAUGAGGUAAUGGUAUCCUCGAUGAAAAGGGAAACCACAUUGCUGCUUCAUUCACGGGAAAAAAUAAGCUCAAAGUGUUCACAUAAAAAACAAUAACACCGCCAUUUUCGAAAAUUCUGCUCGUCGCACGCCUCACUUUGGUGUGACGUCACGAUGGCCCGACACAUCGGACAGCCGCGCUGACGAGUUUAUGACUCCCUCCUGAUCUGCAAGUUUGAAAUCAAUCGUGACCGUAGAACUCGCUGCACAAAUAGCUGGUCAAAUUUAACCUUAAGAUGCAACGCUAACACAUUUGUGAAAGUUGACACACAAAUAGCGGAGGACAACUGCCGACGGACUAUCUCCUAUCUGCAAGGGUAUUCAUGCCCAAAGCUACAGUUGCAAGAAACUGAGGAAUCAGCCCGGGGAGGGUACUUCAGGAAUUUCUGGGUGGGGAUGUGCCGCUGGGACCCUGGAACCCUUAACCUAUACCAGAGCUAGUUACGAGCUAGUUCAGCUGAAUUUUGCUACCCUGUACUAGAGUAAACUCCCCUAAUCCCCCCUAUCCUACCACAAUCCCUAGUCUAGAUAAAAUCUUCAACCAACUGAUCAGUUUCCUGAAAAAUAGUACCCUAUUCUAGACCCAAACGCUCUGAUUCAUAUACCGUAUCCUAGAGUAAACUGCUUGAAAACUAUACCCUUCACAGCGGCACAUACCAGUAUAGCCCAUAUAUGGUAGUACCCCUGCCCCCCCGGGGGGAAUCAGAAACCUACGGCGAAUACAGUUCGCAAUACAAGAAGAACAACUUUACGCUGAAUGCGGGGCAAGAUUAAAUAACUUCUAUUUAUCAAAGUUACUGUGUAUUUUCCCUUCAAAGUCAAAUUGAAGUGGCAAAAAUUCGCCGACACAGCGAUCGUGCUUUGAACUACUGUUAUGAAUGAACAGGAACAAAAUAAUAAACAGAGAAGUUAUUUUUUGAAAAAUAUGUUUCGUUUCUCAAAUGAAAUAUGCGUAUUCUCCGACGGUCCUUGGACAAGUCAUGAUCAUGAAUGCGAGGCUAAUGCGGGGAAGUUCUUGGCGAGAACACAAACAAACAUUGGUAAAUUGCGGUUGAGUCGCUGCAAAACGGUAAAAAAUAAGAAAAAACUGCAAGAUUUAAAAGCACACUUACAGACUUGUACUAAGAAACAGAUAUUUACAAUUUGAAUAGUACCUACCCACAAAUAGUUAAACCUAGUCGAGGCAGGUUGGUAUGAUUAAGUUUGACUUAUUACAACUAGGGUUUUUUUGCGCUAUACAUAUUAACUUACAAGGAUUUUAAAUAAGCAGCAGUUAAAGAUUACAAUAAAUAGCAAAUUAAAAUAAUGAUAGCAGGAAUGAAAAACUUGCAAAUAAAAUAGCAUAACAAAAUAAAACAAAAAGCUGAAACCUUACUGGUAAGCUAAAGGGAUAUCUGUUUCAAAAAGCAAAACUGUGCGUGGAAGAACUAGUCAUACUAAAGUAAAGUUAAAAAAGCCACGAAGCCAAAAUGGAAGAAGCGACUGGAAGUAAUGUAGAAUCGAAAAUGGUAAAUUGUGUCAAAACAUCGAUAUUCGAAUCCUUUUAAUUUCUCAUUUCUUAUUAUUCCGUCUUUAUUGCCUUUGAGUUUAUCUGUAAAAUGGAGUUUAAACUGCUCCUUAUAGACCUUGUCACGGUUUUCGACGCCAUCUUGACGAGUAGGCAAACGCGUGGGAAAUUACCGUGUUUGUAUGAGAAUGUAACGUCAAAUAAUUUCCGUAAAACGGCUCUUCUGAAAAAAAAUAUGAUUUGUAAACUAAAGCUUCGCUCCUAAGGAUUCUACUGAAGAAAAUUAAGGGCGUUACAUGCAGUAGAAGACCUAGAACCAUAUUUUUAAAUUUUCUAUACAUUUGUCUGUAAGAAAGUCCUGGGAAAAUUACAGACAAAUAUAUGGAAAAUCUAAAGCAAGGCUCUGGAGAAAUUUAACCACAGGGGUACGCCCCCAAAAUUGUUUAGGACAAUCCUUUGCUUCGUGGCUUUAGUUUUCAAUUGAAGUUUUUUUCAGAACAGCCGUUUAUGGAAAUUAUUCGACAUUAGAUUCUCAUACAAACACUGUAAUUUCUCACACGUUUGCCUUUACUGGUCAAGAUGGCGUCGAAAACCGUGACAAGGUCUAUUAAGGUGACUCGACCCAGUUUUUUUGGGGGGGUACCAUCCUACUUUGAAGCUCUCUGGAAUCCCCACCUUUACUUUUAUCGUAAGUCUAACACAUAGAAUGGAUAACAUAUAGAUCAAUCUACAAUAUAACAUAAAAUUUUUGGCGAUCGGAGUAAAUGUCACGUGGUUAUAAUGCCACGCCCCUUUGAGGUCUGAGUCGAAAAUCGGCUGUUGCCGGCAUUUCUUCGUGAAAAUCUCUCAGUUACACAUAGUGCCCAUUAGUGCCUUGCAAUUUAGGGCUUUGUAAAUGCGCGCGAUUUCGAGCAAAGCAAACAUAUAGAAAUUAUAGUUUUCGCAAUGCUCACCGAGAUAUUCCCGUCACGAGUUGGUUUAAUUAUUGGUUUGCAUUAAACCUAUGAAAAAAUGAUAUUUUUGAAAUAGUAAGUAGAUUAAGUGUGUAGCAUUUCUUGAUUUUUUUGCAAAGACACAAGAAGCACGCGAAUUGAUUAAAAAUUGUGAGUUAAACCUCUAUGUAUCACGCGAUGGCCUGUCUCACUGUACCAAAAUUAUAAUAUCUCGGUGAGCAUUCGGAAGUCAGCCAAGCGUGGUCAUUGCACGCGUGCUGAACAAGAAUGCUGUAUAAUGACAGACUAGAAACAAUAGACGACUCCCAAAGCACAAACUCAGCCAAAACGCUAAAAAUCUUCAAUGUUUACUCAAGUUUGAGCUUAUAGAAGAUAAUGUCACAGUUUUUCAAUGACCAUGAAAUUCAGAGUCCGGGUAGUUAGUUAAUCAAUUGUGGCCCUGAAAAAAUUUGAAGGAAAAAAAACUACGAAUUUUUAAGAAAAUGCUUUUUUCGUGAGAUUGACUCUUAAACGCUGACAAACGUCAACAAAUUGCGAAAACUAUAAUUUCUAUAUGUUUGCUUUGCUCGAAAUCGCGCGCAUUUACAAGGCCCUAAAGCGUUUUGCUGACUUGCAAGGACCCAUCUGUUAUAAGGAUGCCCAAAAUACAGAGAUGAAUCUCAUAGUUUAUUAGAUAUAAUCCGUGUAAAGUUUGCUUAUCAUUUUCGCAUAAAUUAUGACCUAAAUUUGGAAACCGCUGAAUUUCUCGAAUUGGGUCUUUGCGAUUUUGGUGAAACUCUGUUCAGCGCAAGGCACUAAUGCGCACUAUGUGUAGCCGAGAGAUUUUCACGAAAAAAUGCCGGCAACAGCAGAUUUUCGACUCAGACCUCAAAGGGGCGUGGCAUUAUAACCACGUGACAUUUACUCCGAUCGCCAAAAAUUUUAUGUUAUAUUGUAGAUUGAUCUAUAUGUUAUCCAUUCUAUGUGUUAGACUUACGAUAAAAGUAAAGGUGGGGAUACCAGAGAGCUUCAAAGUAGGAUGGUACCCCCCCAAAAAAACUGGGUCGAGUCACCUUAACGUCUGUACAAAAGUCCGAAUUUAAGUAAAGUGUGCAUGUUUUUGUCAUGUUUUUUACUCAGUUGUGAGCAAAUAUGUUGAUAAAUAAAAUAUUAAACCUAAAUUUAUGAAUAAACUUUACUUUUCAAGUCAUCGUCGCGUGUUCAAACUCAUUUCACUUCCUAACAAAAAUGCAAGGAUUGCGUGAAGAACGCUGAGCCCCCUCCCGGUAGCGAACUUACGCAACAGGACGGGAGACGAAAGAAGACGGUAAACGUUGUGUUACAGGCGUGACAAUAAUUUUGUUUGAAACAACUUUUCGCCAAAUUUCUUUUUUCUUUAAACAGAUCUUUUUGUAAAGGACCAGAAAACAUUGGUGUGAAGUGACGAUCACAACAAAACACGCAAGUAAUAGCCCCGUCACCUUUUGCCGUCCUGUUGCGUAAACUUACUGCACCGAACCUACUUGUUCAGUUUAUUUCAAAUACAUAAGAUUUUGUAUCCGCUCCGUUAGGAAACGUCAGCUGCAAACUAAGUGUUUUUACUUUCUUGUAGGCUUUCGACAAGUACGUCCAUUUCAAUAAAUGAUAUCUUUCAAGAAGAAUUAAUAUAAAAAAACAAGAACGCUCUAAAAAGCAUCUAUGUCUCGCUUGCUUGGAGAUUAGAUAAGAUGACAAGACACUCUUAAAAAGUUAACUCGAGGUUAAUAAUAAAAAUGAUAACAACUUUAUUACUUUCCAAAAUUCUGGCUUUUCAAAGUAAGUACAAUAUUCAAUAAAAUAUGUAAAACUAUAAAGCAAUAAGAAAUGAUUAAAAUCAUAUGUAUAUAACAAGAUUUAACAAGAUAUUUACAGUACAUUUACAACAAAGCUUCUAAAAUUCUCUUUGUAAAUGACGCACAAGUUCCUUUUUGAAUGAUGCAAGGUUUGUUAGCUCAGUGAGCCUUUCGGGUAAGGAAUUUCACGGCCGUUCUGUACCCUGGAAUGUCCAUCUUAUUCUUGUUCCGUGUGUCUUUAUUGUAGAUUUCAGACCUCUUUGAACUUUUUAGCAAGAUAGUCAGUGGCCAAUCCCCUUAAACACUUAAAAACCAGUAUGCAAUUCCUGUAGAUAAGCAUGGAUUCGACAGACUACCAUUUCAGUUCUGUAAGAACAGUGGUAAUGUUAUCAAAUUUCUGCGAACGGUUUAAAAUGCUAGCUGCGAAGUUUUUCUCAGCAAUGAAGGGCAGAUCUUUCUUUUGCUAUUUAAAAUAAUGAUUCCUUAAGCUUGUAAGCUCUCCGGAAUUUUCCAACGUUAAACAUUUUCCGUGAUUUCCGACAACUCAGCCGUAGUUUUCCCAUGUUUGUUUGUCUUAUUAAUGAGAACUUCCCCGCAUUAGCCUCGCAUUCAUGCUCAAGACCUACUCGUCCCAGGACCGUCAGGGAAUACGAAUAUUGUCUAUUCCAGCGUCAUCAAAGGUAAUUCAGGCUCACUAUUUGUGUCACGUACGGGUUUCAUGUAUUAUGAGUAGCUAUAAGCAUAUAGAGAACAUAUGGGGCGAAGUUUAGGUCUGGACAUUUGCUAGAAAAUGGAAAUAAAAAUCGAUGAAACUUACCAUGUGGUAAGUUUUUGUUGUCCUUUCGUUUCGGGAAAAAUAGUCUCCUUCAUCUUUCGGACACAGUCACUCGUUAUGCAGGAGAAUCUCUGCGGUAUUUUGUUUCUAUGAAAGCUCAAUCAAAGAAAGCUUAGGCGAAAAUAUUGAGAUCCCAAUUAUAUGCUCUGACGAACUAUAAAUAAGGUUAGAAGACCAUUCCUUUUAAUAGCUACACGCCCCUACAGACAAAGUAAGUUGAUUAUACCCCUAAGAAGAAAGGUACUAACACAGUAUUCCCCCCUCAGAAAUAGCCCAUUUUUUUCUCAUACCCGUUAGUCUGAAAUGUCAUACGUCUCCAUCCCUCAACCCCUGGGGAAGGGGAGGGUGCGAGAAAGUCUCCCUCCCCGGCGCCCCAACCUCGUUCUCGGGGCGCUUUCCCUGGCUCUCCCCCAAAGGGUUAGGGGGUGGAGACGUAUGACAUUUCAAACUACAUACCCUUCAGAAAUUUUCCAAAGAUCAAAGGUGCUGACACAGUCACCCCCCCCCCCUCGGAAAUGACUUUCAAAGCCCCCUUAGAAAAUCUCGACUAUGUGGGGGGGGGGGGGGGGGGGGGGGGGCCCCGCCCCGAAAAGACCGGUAAAAUUGUCCCCCCUCCCUGGAAAAAGUCCCGGCCCAACUAAAGGUUUCCCCAGAAAAAAGGUCCUUUGGCCCGCACUUUGCACGGUCACGGGGGAGGGGGGGGGGGGGGAAGGGAGGGGGCCCUGACCUGAAAGACAUGUUAAAUUGUGCCGCCAUCCUGUAGAAUAUGACCGGCCAACUGAACGUUUCUCCAGACAAAUGGUCAUCUUGGCCAGACAUUGUCCAGUAACUGGCGGUUGUUUUGAGCCCUGUAAAUAAUUUUUCUAAUAUUGCUAAUGUAUAAAAAAUAUAAUACAUCAGUUGUGCCAUAUAAAUUAAUACAAGGUUAGCAAAGAAAUUGAGAAUGGAGAAGGGCACAGUAAAGUAAAACUAAUCAUGGCCCUCUAACAAGGUUGGCUUUUCUCUGGUAUAACUUUCAUUACAACUAAAUAUCUUACACACGAAAGAUGCAGCCAAAAAACACAAAACUACCUGGAUCUUCAAAAGACGCGGCCAUCAUCAUUGCUAACCGCUAACCUCCUUGUUUUUGUAAGCCUCGUACGUAGACGUUCUUAGGGCUUUGUCAUGCCUUCCUUCCCCAUGAUCAUGGGUUGGUGGGGAAGGAACACGUGACAAAGCGCUAAGAACAUCUGCGUUGGAGGCUAUGUUUUUGUAGUAAUAAGAAUUUUUAUAAUACUGAUUGUAGGUAAAUGUGACAGAACGUGGAUAUUCUGAUGUAGACGUUGACAGGUUUGUUUAUUCAUUGUAAGUAGAAAUUUUGUGUCAUUUUAAGCACCCUCCCCGCCUAUAAAACAUUGUACCUAAUUAACUAACAUUUCUUUACUAACUGCUCCAUUUAUGUAGGGUGGACCUGUACAAGUAUCCUGGUCUGUAUGAAAUAGAGCAUCACUUUGCCUUCAUUGAACCUGGUGACUGUCUCUAUGUUCCAUUUCUUUGGUGAGUAUUUUAAUCCAUUUGCAUCUGUGGCACCCUAAACCCUGGGUAAAAUUCAUUGAUCCCUGUACUACUUGUAUUAUUACUAAUAAUUCAGAUGACUAUGAUGCACUAACCUGUGAAGCUCAAAUAAUUCUUCCAAGGCAUAACUAAAAAGGUGUUUUCAUAUAACUGCCCGCAGGUACACGUAGAAAACGUUUAAAGUUGACUGUUAAAGUCCGAUAAAAAAUUUUACUCUUACAGGCCACUCCCACUACUUUUAAAACUCGUUCUUCGCAGAAUUUCUACUAGUAACGCCCUGAGUAAAAGUGAAAAAGUGGCGAAGAGGGGCGAUACAAAAGGAGGAAAAAAGCGAAAAAUAAAUCAAAGUCAAGCUUUCUGCGUGUGCCAAACCCUAAGUAAUUUUUUUACUUUUACUUACCGUUACCACCCCAUUAAGUUAAGUUUUUGAAUUUCAAACAGAAAUUUGAAUAACAUUUUUUCCAGAAAAGGACCAGAACUUUUAAAAGAUCGUUCUUUCGCGCUGGAAAACUUUCCGCUUCUAAGAACCGAGUAGAAUAUCCAAAUUUGUCAACGAUCUUUUUUUUGUAGGGUUCACCACGUGCGAUCUUAUGGCCUGAACAUAGCUGUGAAUAUCUGGUGGAGGCGUGCGGUGGAGAAUGGUUUCAGUGGCUGUGGGGAUACAGAAUCUAGGAGAACUAUUCAGGGCCUGACAUUUAUUGGGUUUAAUGCUCUUUACGAUGCCCAAAAGAAAAUGAUAAAGUAAGAACUAACUGUACUUGGUUACUGGCUUGUUACAAUAGUAAUUUAUAGUUUUUGGGUGCGAAAGGACAUUCAUAUUUUUAUGUCUCUAUUCUAUUUGGGACACUUAACAUUUCAGCUUUUCUAACAACAGGCUGUCACACUUUGCAGCAUAUAGGUCUUUUACUUUAGUCUUGUCCCACUUUUAGACUUUCUUUUUCUUAUUUUCCAAGAAACCGUUUGGUGAAGGAGGUUAUAUCUAGCAGUGGCAAUCUUUCUUUUGGACAACUUACAGAGUUCUUUCAAAAGGUAACCUUCUAAAUAGUUAGGCGUGCGAUGAUUCGUUACUCGCAUGCUUUGAUCCAUGAUAGAGCUCCGUGGCUGAUUGAUAACCACUGUUCUCCGGGAUUUGUUCAGACCUGUCCGGCUGUGAUUACCUGCAAUUGUAGUAAUUAACACGAACGCCCUUGACCUUGGGCGGAAAUGUUUGUUUUAACUCAGUGCAGUGGCUAUACUAUUUUGUCAAUCUCGGGUAACCUUCAGUCUUGUUUGUAACCCGUAGCCUUGAGAGGCCAUGAAAGGCGGCUGUAUUCGUAGUUACCAGCACGCAAAAAACGUACAAAAAACGCGUGCUAGCCUGCCCCAUAGCUUGCGUUGCGGCAACUUUGGCGCUCUGCUCGCGCAUAGAAACGCGUUUUACAAAAAACAUGCGCCAGUUAUUUAAACGGAGUUUAGCCAUUUUAACAAAACCGCGUUCUGAGUCAUUUUCAGUUUGCCCAACGCUUUUAUCUAAACACCAUUUGUCUUUGACAGUUUCAUUAAAGCAUAUAGAGUGAACAAGAAAAGCAUUUAUCUUCUUAAAUUGUCCCACUAAGGAAGAGAUCUAGAGGUCUAAGUUAGACUUUGUUUAAAUAACCGACCCAUAAAGUUUUGUUAUUUACGGUCUCGUGGUUUAGAUUGUGUUUAAUUUACAACUAGCAUCGGGACGCCGCCAUGUCAAAGUUUCUUUGAACUAGCUCCUUUAUUUAAAGCAACAAAGAUUUUGACAAUCAGCAAGAGCCUAAAAUCCUUUUACAUGAUUGAAUAGCCUGUUAGUGUAACAGGCUAUCAUGAAGGGUAUAGGAUGAUGAAGAACCUUAGUUGAAGGCGAGCUGAGCAGACGGUUAGCUUAUUCACAACAGGCUAACAGAGAGCUUAAGCAACGACGACGGCGACGUCAACGAGAACGGCAAAAAAGCAAUAGGGUUAGAUUGGUAAAACAACGACUCUGCAAGUGCAUCACACUUUUUUGUACAUUUCUUUGCCGUCACUGUACGAGUACAACGUGAAAAUGCCUAAUUUCACGUUUUUGUGGAGGACGUGAACACAAGACAAUGACUUCCUUUUUCUUUCCCUGAACUUCGAUACAGUCUUUUAGAAUUCAACUCCAGUAAAAAUUGCCAAUAUUUGACAAAUUGAACGAGAUGGAAUAAACGCGAUAAAGUUUGAAGCAGCGCGACUUCACUUUUUAAGUGACGUUUUUGUAACCGUCACCGUCGUUAUUGCUAAGCUCUUUAAUAUCUUUUUUUCUGUCGACUGUUCAAUGUUUGCAGCCCGAUGUGUUUGGCCCCGACGUUAUGUGGACUGAAGACAUGUCAAAUGUUGUCAAAAAGGUAACUUCGUCUCAAACCAAAUUUUUCUGGGAAGCUUUCUCCGGGAUGAGUUCAUGUUGCUUUUAGUUCAUAGCCGAAUGUGACCGGCGUUGAAGCUCUUUUUGCAGACAAGUAAUGUGUUUGUUUUGUAAGCUUUAUUGGAUAAUAGUAAUAAAUGAUAAUAAUGAGUCUUUAUUUCACCAAAAGAUAAAACCACAUAUCUUAUGUUACCAUAAGAGAAGGUAAAAACUAUGAUAAAAAUAUCUACGUUAUAUGUAUAUAUUAAAAAAGUGUAUCAUUACAAUAAAUGGAGCUUAAAAAUCAACCUAUUUACAAACGUGUUCAUAAAACGCUCUGUAUUAAUUUUUGGGCGUACGCAGCCUUUUUUCCUAAGAUUAUGUACAUACGUCUUCUGGACAGGAAUGAUAUCUUUUAGUGGGUGGCAAUCCGUUGAUAUUAAUUUCUUUAAAAUGUUUUGGUCUUGUUUAUUUAAAAGAUUCUUGAUAAAAACUGGAAAUGAAAUAAAAGGUCGUUUAUGGCAUCGGUCUAAAAAAUUUUGGAUAACCGUAAGAUCGGAUUCCGAUGCCCCAUAGACUGAAAGCGCAUAGCUAAAAUUAGGUAAAACAAUAGAUAUAAAAAGGUGAUCUAUCUCUGCCUGAGAGUAGUGUUCCUUUCUUAGUGUUCGUAGGACGUGUAAACACUUGUUUGCUUUGACAAGCUUGGUUCUAACAUGCUCAUUGAAUUUCCCGUCACUCUGUAGAGUUACUCCUAGUAAAACGAAGCUAUUACAUUGAGGAAUAUUGUUAAUUGGAGAGUAGAUUACAUUGUGAUUUUUCUUUCUAACAACCAACUCUUUACAUUUACUAGGGUUGAAGACCAUUUUAUUGUCUUUGCACCAGGUUAAGAGCUGUCCUACUAAGUCGGCAGACGGGUCACGGUUCCUAGCGAUAGGCGAAACUAUAGUGGAAUCAUCGGCGUAUUUAAAAAGAACAGGGCAACCAUUAAAGAAAAUCUCCAAGUCAUUCAAAAAUAUAUUAAAAAGAUACGGUCCGCUUACACUACCUUGUGUGGUUCCUCUAUUGACAGAUUUCCAAUGUCCUAAAAAAUUUUAGCUAACAACACGUUGUUGUCUUGCAUAGAGGAAACUCUGAUACCAAUUGAUAAUGUACGGAUUUAGGGGUAGCUGUUUCAGUUUGGCAGACAAAAUAGUAUGGUUCAGAAAAUCGAAGGCCUUACUGAAGUCCAUAGUAAAAAUUCGCACUGCGCUACAGCCACUACUGUACCACUAAUGGAUGCCAUUGACGGUUUUAUUUUUCUUUGUUUUUAAUCAUAAGAUGUUUAUUUUGAUGGACCAGUCAGCGGACGAAAUAAUAACACGUGAUGAGCUGGACCAGCUGCAAGGAGAGGUAUCAUGACUGUUGUUUCAUGUAGGAGCAAUCAACCUUGCCUUUCCCAGGGUCCUUUUCGUUAUCUAUUCAACGACUCGAGCAGGGACCGCGGAGGGGGAGGGGCUGGUAGGGCCGCGGCCCCACCACUUUUUUGCGCUCCCGCCCCCACUUUUUGCGCUAAAAAGAAAAAUAAUUAAAAUUAAAAAAAAGACUUGAAACAAGUUUUUUCCGUCUAUAUUCCGCUAUAUUCUCUGUAUUUUCUUUAAUUUCAAACGCCAGGCAUUUUGUGGGGCUCCUGUGCUUUUCGCGGUAAUUGUGCCCUGGGGCCGACUUGCCCCUUGAUCAAACGCCAUGCCUUGGCAAUUGCCUUGGCCACCCCUUCGAUUCGUUCGGCAGCGUGUUUUGUACUUCCAGCUCCGCCAGAGUUUUUUAUCAGCUUUAUCAGACAAAAUGAAGAUUAUUACUAGCUUUUUCAAGCCAAAGAAAGGUGAGUAGUUGUUUUGAGUUGAUAAAAGUUUUAUGUUUUGUCUUUCUCCUUUCGAAUCAAUGAAAUAUUCGAUGGCAAGAAGAAUUACAUUACUUGAACAGUGAACGGCCAUAGGGCUAUUGCAUUUAAAAUCCGUACCCCCCCGGUUGAGGACUUACCUUUUCAUCUUACCCCUUAAGAUUGGCUAAAAUUGCAUUCACCCCUGAAGACUUCCGUAAAACAUGAGUUUACCCCUGAAGAAUUGGGUCAUACGCCUGAAGAAUUUGGGUUUACCCCUGAAGAAUUUUGUGAAAAUUAAGGUUUCACCCCCAAAGAAUUCCAUAUUUGUUUACUCUAUAUCUACCCCUAAAGAAAUCCUCAAUUUUUAUAACUUACCCCUGGAGAAUUCCAUGGUUCCUCAACCGGGGGGGUGCGGAUAUUAAAUGCAAUAGCCCAUAGUUAGAAAUUUUUCGAUUUUCAAUAUGAAAAAAUUAUUUUCAAUUGUCAGCCCUCCCACUUUUCACCUUGCUCCGCGGUCCCUGUCGAGAAGUAUUUUAUAUACCGACAUUCGUGAGUGAUAAGUAAAAUACUCGGCCGAUUAAACGUUUCGAGGUAAGUGAUAUCGUUCCCCAAGAUCAGCAGUCGACUGUGUAGUGAUUCUACGCCUUCCUCAAAAACGAUCAUUGCGACAUUUGCAACUUUUUCCUCAAGACAAGCUGAUCUCGAAAAGCACCUUUGGUAGCCUGCGAGCAAGCUCUCCUAUUUGCGUGAGCGAAGCAAGCCGCACGAGAACGCGCGAGCGUCUCUUCUCGCGUGCCUCUGGCGCGUCUGCUUUUCACGAUAUCUCAAAAUGGAGAGCUUACUCGCAGGCUACACCUUUGGGUGCCAUAUGACCAGCUGAAAUAAGGGUUCUUUCUCAUUCUUUAGAAGUGACGUAAAAUGACCAAAGAAAGGCCCUUGAAACGAGGUUGAGGGACUACAGACCGGAGAUUAUGGCUCCUAAUGGGAAGGUUUUAUCCCUGUCCCAGGCUCCCUCUUAUACCUGUUGAUGUUAAUUUUAUAUUUAGGACUGGGACCAAAUCCGCAUGCUUUCGAAUGAACUGAUGGAACUUGCUAUGGCAGAGUAUGAUGGACCAAUAGUAGACGACACUGUUACGGAAGAACAAUGGGAACAAAAUACAAUUGGUAACGCUAAAGAAGAAGACGCACACAUUGAGCUUUGAGAGCCGAAUUAAUCGCUAGAAUUUUUUUUUACUCUGAUUGGACAGUAAUUAUGGUUCAGGUCAUUUGAGUGGCCUAGUCGACAAAACUCUUAGAUAAAAGUUUUUUUUUUUUUUCGUUUGUAAAAUUUAAUGACACAAAGUGUACCCGAGUCAACAUUUAUCCGCGGAAGCACGGUGUAAAUAUUUUGUAAUUAAA